Molecule: messenger RNA, 1646 nt
Organism: Rhagoletis zephyria (snowberry fruit fly)
Lineage: Eukaryota; Metazoa; Arthropoda; Insecta; Diptera; Tephritidae
Gene: gt
Product: transcription factor giant
Biological process (GO): regulation of transcription by RNA polymerase II
Cellular component (GO): nucleus
Molecular function (GO): DNA-binding transcription factor activity, RNA polymerase II-specific; RNA polymerase II cis-regulatory region sequence-specific DNA binding
Source: RefSeq, a predicted model, not a curated record
UGAUAGAUAUCUUGCAUGUGUAGCCGAACUAGAGUAGCACAAGUCGAUAAUUAAAAUAGUGACAUUUUCAAAAAUAAUCCGUGAAUUUUCAGUGAAAGCAUUUCAACACCGUAGUGUUUUUUGAAGAGCUAUAAAAAUGAUGAUACACGAAAAAUUAAUGACUGGCCAAUUUCUGCUGGAUUUCAAAAAUGAUCACAACAUAUUACACUCGACGUCUUCACAACACGCGCGUCUCUCACACCAGCAGCCUCUCUAUCCCCAUCACCAAACCUACAGCCCAGGCCAUCCGCUCUCACACCAUGCGCUUCACCAAACUCAAACCGCCACGCUCACGCCAGCAAAAAUUGAACAGCUCGAACUCUACUCCGCCUAUGCUUACCGACAGCAGCAGCAACAGCAAGCGCUGAUUGGUGGUGGCGGCAGAUCACAUGCCGAACGCACCACUAGCCAACGCCAAUCACCAAGCGAGGUACUCGAUCUUUCACGUCGCGAUUCGGUCGAAACGACACGCAAGACACCUUCUCCCUACAAUACGAACUCCAGCUUCGGCGCCGACUCCCCUGCUGGAUCACCUACGAAUAGCCAACUGCAGCCGCCGAUGAUUCCCUCAAACUUGCUUUACAGCGCACAGCAACAAUUCAACCGGCUUGCGCCUCCGCUGGCUUCAUUAUAUCCAGCGCUCUACUCUUCGUUUGGACAACUCACCAAAGAAAACACAGUAGCGACUUCUUCCACGACACCACCCAUGGCUCCCUUGGCUUCAACAAUUACACCGCCCGCCACCUCAUCACCAUUACUUGCAGCUCAAUCACAAACUUCGCCGAUCCCCAACACUCCACUUUCUGUCGCGCCUAGCUCCAUGCUGCACAGCAUCAAAUCCGAAGAUGAGCACAUGACACCACUCUCACCAAGCUCCAGUCAUGAUGGUCGUAGCAAAUCGCCUACGACCGAAACAUUAGCAACACUUGCGCCAGCUAAUCCUCCUACUACGCCCAGUGCGCUCAAGUCCACGCGUCCCUUCAAAGCUUUUCCACGUGAUCCGCUCGUCAUAGCGGCCAAUUUUGCCGCCACCGAUGUUCUGCUGGAUAAUCCACGCGUUGAACGCUACACUGAGUACCGCAAGCGCGUAUUGGAGCAAAUACGCAGUUGCAAUGGCGGUUCACGCACUAUCACAAAUCCCAAGAUGCGUCGCUUAAAUUCGAGACGCAACAGCAACACAAGCAGCAAUGCGCCCGAAGGUGGCAGCAGCGAGAAUGACGAACGUCAUGGCGGUGGCGCGGAUGAGUCAAGUGAUUGUGACUCAUCAUAUGCCGGUGGACAGGGGGAUAAAGUGAGCUCGUCGGCAAAUGGUAACAACGCCUCCGCCAGCAACAACUCCUCAUCCGGUGGUCAAAUCAAAGACGCCGCCUACUAUGAGCGCCGCCGCAAGAACAAUGCAGCUGCUAAGAAGUCGCGCGAUCGUCGCCGCAUCAAGGAGGAUGAGAUUGCCAUACGAGCGGCCUACUUGGAACGUCAGAACAUUGAACUGCUUUGCCAAAUUGACGCACUCAAAGCGCAGCUGGCCGCCUUCACGUCGAAGGUGGUAACCGCGUGAGAGAGUACGAAACGUUAUAGAGCAAGGCUGCGUAGCAGGCAGGAAUGGCGUC